Molecule: messenger RNA, 1625 nt
Organism: Labeo rohita (rohu)
Lineage: Eukaryota; Metazoa; Chordata; Actinopteri; Cypriniformes; Cyprinidae
Exons: 4
Coding region: 268-1011 (247 amino acids)
Source: RefSeq, a predicted model, not a curated record
UCAUCAUCAUCAUCAUCAUCAUCACAGCAGAAUUGUUCACUGGUGUGUUCAGUGGUGAAUGUGGGUGAUGUGACUCUCUCCUGGUACAAAGGAAACAGUUUAUUGUCCAGCAUCAGUGUGUCUGAUCUCAGCAUCAGUCUCUCUCUACCUCUGGAGAUUGAGCGUGUGGAUGAUUCCUACAGCUGUGUUGUGGCUUAUUCAUUCACCAACCAGACCACACAUCUCAACACUGAACUCUGUCACACAUGUUCAGGUGAUGCAGAUGCAAUGACAUCAGUGAUAAAGGGAGAUUCAGUCACUCUACACACUCAACAGAAAAUGAUGGGUAAUGAUGUGAUUCAGUGGUGGUUUGGAAAUAAAACCAAUUUAAUUGCUGUAAUCAAUGUAACAAACAACGGAGCCACUGUAAAUCAUAAUUAUGAUGAGAAAUUCAGGGACAGACUGACGGUGUAUACUCAAAGUGGUUGUCUAAACAUCAAAAACAUUGAAACUGAACAUGCUGGAAAUUAUGGAGUACAGAGCAACCGUAUGAGUAAAAACUUCACUGUCAUUGUCAGAGCUCGUCUGCCUGUUCCUGUGAUCAGCAGUAACUCUUCAAACAGUUCAUCAUCAUUAUCAUCAUCAUCAUCAUCAUCAUAUUGUUCAUUGUUGUGUUCAGUGGUGAAUGUGAGUGAUGUGACUCUCUCCUGGUACAAAGGAAACAGUUUAUUGUUCAGCAUCAAUGCGUCUGAUCUCAGCAUCAGUCUCUCUCUACCUCUGGAGAUUGAGUGUCUGGAUGAUUCCUACAGCUGUGUUGUGGCUUAUUCAUUCACCAACCAGACAACACAUCUCAACACUGAACUCUGUCACACAUGUUCAGACUCUGUCCACUGUUGUGGUUCUACUGAAGCUGUGAUCCGAUUGGUCCUCUCUGCUUUGGUGGGCGUGGCUACUGUCAUUCUUCUGGUUUAUGACAUCAGAUCCAGAAGAAUUAAACAAGAUCGAGCACAUAUUCACACAUCAGAAACCUAAUGUCAUUUCUUUUUUUUACAUUUAUUUUUCAUGGUUUUAUAUUGUCAUCUGCUUGUAUUGAUGCAGCUAAAAAUUGCUUUGUUCACAUUAGAUUAAGCACAUAUUUACACAUCAGGUACAUGACUGAUGAUGUCAUUUUAUAUAUAUAUAUAUAUAUAUAUAUAUAUAACUGUUUAGUUUAUUAUUUAUUAACCUUCAUUUUUUGUAAUGGUUUUGUAUGUUCACAUACUGGUAUAUGUUCAUUUUAGGUGGCUCAUUUCCACUCUAGAAGAUGAUUUGAGAACAAACAGUAAUGUAUUCUCUCAUUAACGGUUUAAAAUAAAUGUGAGUGCUUUUCAUAAAUAAUAAUGGUGAUUACAGAAUAUUGCAUUGCUUACGCUAGAUUAGUUAAUAUAACAUGCUUUCCUUUUUAAUGUUUUUUUUCCCUUUUUUUUUCUUUUACAAUAUAAUCUUUCAUAUUUGAUUGAAGACUUUUUAAAAUCUCCUUAAUCACACUUAAAAGUAGUGUAUUGUUGUUUAUUAUUAUUGUAGAGAUCAUACUCUACUGAAGCUCUUAUACUGGCUGAAUAUUUUCUCAGAUAAAACACAGAUCCCACUUUACUACUAGUGCUGUA